Cyclocybe aegerita is the source of this 1368-nucleotide messenger RNA. NCBI's taxonomy places the organism in Eukaryota, Fungi, Basidiomycota, Agaricomycetes, Agaricales, Hemipholiotaceae. The record is from the annotation of a GenBank genome assembly.
AUGGCCUUCUCGUCGUUUUCCUUCCCCCCUUCGACCCCGUUAUUCCCACCCGCCGCCACCGUUGAGACAUAUCUCUGCGAUUACGCCUCUCAUUUCCAUCUCCGGCCUCAUAUUCAAUUCAGUACAAGCGUUGAGGACGUUUCGUACGAUGGAGCGAAAUGGGUUGUGGUCACGGCACCGACCUCGCCAGAUGGAACGGUCUCUCAUUCCCUACCUCGAACUUACCGCUUUGAUUUGCUUUUCGUAUGCAAUGGCCAUUAUAGUGUGCCUCGCUACCCCAGCACUCCUGGACUUGAACCCUGGCUGUUGUCGCGUCGCGCCUCACACUCUGUCUUCUACCGCAAUCCUUCAAUAUCUGGAGCCCCUUUUUCCCUAGGCAAAUCCCACAAAGUUCUUGUCAUCGGAGGUGGUCCUAGUGGGCAGGACAUCGUCGCGGACUUGCAUGGUGUCGUGGGAUGCAUAGUUCAUUCAGCUUCUACGCAUCUUGCUGUUCACCAAGACCAGGAUGAAUCAGAACCGGCGCUGAGGCUGCGCGGAAGGCCGACACACUUUCUUGACAUGGCCGGAGGCAAAGGAAAGGUCGAAUUCGAAGGUGGCAUCGUGGAAGACAACAUCGACUACUGCAUCAUUGCAACUGGAUACCAAGUUUCAUUCCCAUUCUUCAAAGCGCCAUCGAUGUCUCGAUACCUGAUAGACGGUCUGCCACCCUCUCUACCACUCCUUCCGCAGGAGCUAUUCAACACCACUUAUGGCGUGUUUCCUCUCGUUAGACACACAUUCCCUUUCCCUUUCUCUAACUCAGAGUCUAUGCCUCCUCCAUCCCCGACAUCGCUCGCCUUCCUCGGCCUCUUGGUCCGCGUCGCGCCGUUUCCUUUGGUGGAAGCCCAAGCGCGCGCCGCACUCUCAGCCUUCUCCCAUCCUGAUCGAAUUGACUGGACACAUGAAUCUACCGACAUCAUGGAACGGUAUCGAACGCUCAAAGGUCAACUAGGAUUAGAAGACAGUGCUGCUGAAGAUAAAGUGUCAGAAGCACAGAUCCAGAAGGCAUGGUGCCGCUUUGAGCCCAUGGAGCAGUUCGAUUAUCGCGAUCUGCUGGCUGAUCUUGUCGACGAGCUCGAUGGAACAUCGCCCUCGCACCCUGACGGUUCCUGGAUGCCGGUCGCCCGUUCGAAGUCCUGGGAGCGAGAAUUAUAUGACCACAAAGACGUGCUUAGAAGGACAUGGCGCGCGUUAGAGGCCAGCGGGGAAGCAGAGGAUUGGGUGCGUGGCAUUGGUACUGGGGAUCACAGCGAAGAAGAGUGGGUGGAUUUAAUGUGGCGCGUUGUGCGGAAAGGCGAAGGUGAUGAGAAGAGUGGCGAGAAAGCAUAG